AUGGCUCCCGUUCGCGAACCUCUAUCGCGGAGUGUGCGACCUCUGAAAUACAUCCUGAAAAAGACCUCUAAGGCCGUGGAUUCAAGUGCCACAACCAAGUCUGAACCGCUCUUUCCGUCUUCGAAGAAGGACAAACGUCGAAUCAAACAUGCUGAGCUCAUGAACAAAGUCGCAAAAUCCACCGCGAAAAGGCCCAAACGAAGGCGACCGAAUAAGAAACUUGUCACGACCCUUGAUGCACUGGCUGCUGCACUUCCGGAUGACUACGACGCAGAGAACGAUGAUGCACAAGGAACAAGCGUAUCAACAGGCGAUCGGCCUCAAGAUCAGGUCAAUAUCAUUAGGCGAAAGAGUCUAAAAUCACGGCCGGGUGCACUGAAAAGGAGGGAGAAAGUCGAUAAAGGUGAACGAGAUCGAUUUGCGAAGAAUAUGGCCCAGCUUGCAGCACCAAGGUCUCCGAAUGAAGGGACGGCAGAGACUUCUGGGAAUGGUGUGGGUGGGGGAAGCACCACUACCGCCAUUCCCUCGACAAGCGAGAGAUGGGCAGCUCUGAGGGGGUUCAUCGCUCAGACGCUCGAGACGAAACCCGAGUUGAAGGUCAGGACUUGA
Messenger RNA from Cladophialophora immunda, 609 nucleotides. RefSeq lists its product as uncharacterized. The transcript has 2 exons. Gene Ontology annotation, biological process: maturation of SSU-rRNA from tricistronic rRNA transcript (SSU-rRNA, 5.8S rRNA, LSU-rRNA). Lineage: Eukaryota; Fungi; Ascomycota; Eurotiomycetes; Chaetothyriales; Herpotrichiellaceae. The coding region runs from base 1 to 609 and encodes 202 amino acids. Gene Ontology annotation, cellular component: 90S preribosome; preribosome, small subunit precursor; nucleolus. The record is from RefSeq and is a predicted model, not a curated record.